GCGGCGGUCCACAGUAGCUGCUCAGCUCCACAGCCACGGAGCCGAGCGGGUUCGAGCAGUGGCGGCUCGACCCACGGACGCUUUACUAAAACGAGUCUUAGUGCUCGCUUCCGUGCAAGUAAAUGCGAUUAAAGGUCGCUCGGAACCACUCGUAGUAAACAGUUGUGGAGUGGCGUGGAAGGGGUUGGGGGUGCACCGCGUGUGCUAAACUUGCAAGGAGGAGGAAGAAGAAGAAGAGGAGGAGGAGGAGGAAGAGGAGCACGUAAACAACAAGGCCAGCAGAGCAGCCUGGCUUCUCCUCACAUGGCGGUGGCGCAGCGGGAGGGAGGGCGCCGAGUGCCGGGAGAUGCUUGAAUGAGCUCCGUAACAACUUUGAACGGAACACUCUGCGAGGUGGACAACGCGAGUCGUGGGGCCAUGGAGAGCCCGGGGGAAAACACGCCGAGCUGCGAAGACGUGCGGAAGAGCGGCUACCUCCGUAAGCAGAAGUCCAUGCACCGGCGUUACUUCGUGCUCCGGGUGGGCUCGGAGCGCGGCCCGGCCCGUUUGGAGUACUAUGAGAGCGAGAAGAAAUUCCGCGGCAAGGCCCCCGUCCCGAAGAAAGCCGUGGCGCUGGAGACCUGCUUUAACAUUAACAAGCGGGCGGACUCCAAGAACAAGCACAUGAUAGUGCUCUACACCCGGGCUGAGAGCUUCGCCGUCGCCGCUGAGAACGAGGCGGACCAGGAUGAGUGGUACCAGGCCAUGGUGGACCUUCAGUGCAAAAGUAAGAACCCCACAGACGGAGGAGCAGGAGGAGAUUAUGGUGUUCCCAAUCCUGGACCAGCCUUCAAAGAAGUGUGGCAGGUCAAAGUGUGGCCCAAAGGUCUGGGUCAAGCCAAGAAUCUAGUGGGCAUCUACCGCCUCUGCCUGACCGAUAAGACGGUCAACUUUGUCAAGCUGAACUCCGAUGCUGCAGCCGUGGUGCUGCAGCUCAUGAACGUCCGGCGCUGCGGGCAUUCUGAGAACUUUUUCUUCGUUGAGGUGGGCCGCUCCGCCGUGACAGGCCCGGGCGAGUUCUGGAUGCAGGCGGAUGAUUCUGUGGUUGCCCAGAACAUGCACGAAACAUUACUGGAGGCCAUGAAGGCACUCAGUGAGGAGUUUCGCCAGCGAAGUAAAUCUCAGUCCAACUCUGGACCCGGAGGAGGUGCCACAGCGUCCAACCCCAUCAGCGUCCCUUCACGUCGGCACCACUCAAAUCCUCCUCCCAGCCAGGUGGGCUUCACCCGCCGACCCAGAACUGAACCUCCCGGAGGGACUAACGGUGGGACAGGUGUCGGCAGCUCCAGCGCUUCUCCCACCCCUCGUCACGGCUUUCCGAGAUCUCGCACUGCCAGUGAUGGGAGCAAAGUGGAGGAGGGCCUAGUGGGAAACAUGCCGCUUGCAGUGCUUAGCUCCAGUCCGUCCACCAACGGGUCUUGCUCCACCACACCCAUCCUCAGAUCAAAGUCGGCACGCUCAGCCUCCACCUCAACCGCCAAAACUCCUCUUGGUCUGAUGCGUUCUAUCUCCACCCCAGCACCCUCCCCAGCUCCAAGCCUGUCCUCCAGCUCUGGCCACGGGUCAGAGUUUGGGGGUAUAGCAUCUUGUGCUGGUCCUGGGGCAGGAGGUGGCCCCUACAGUCGAGUCCCCAUGCAUAGCACCUCUGUCUCGGGGUCACCCAGUGACUACGGCUCCUCUGAUGAAUAUGGCUCCAGUCCUGGGGAACAGACGCGCCUAGUCUCCCCCAACUUGCCUGGAAGCUCUGUUGGUAGCGUUGGCAGCCAGUCUCUUGGCGAGGAGGGAGCUAAUUACAUUUUAAUGGGCCAGAAUAGCGGCGGCAAUGCCAACAAUCAAAGCGGCAUGACGUCCAGCUCCUUGCCAGCACCUGGAGCAACAGGCUGCGGCUCUUUGCCCCAGACCAGGAGAGUGCUCCGCCGCUCAUCCAGCCGGGAGUGCGAAGCAGAGCGGAAGUUGCUAAGCAAGCGUGCAUCCUUACCACCUAUGGCUUUGGAAAGGCUGGUCCCAUGUCAGCACAGAGGAGACGAACCGGCGGACGAAGAGUCUGCGGACUAUGCUAUUAUGUCCAGGAGCACCAGCCGGGAGUCCUUUUCUUCCACGUCCUCUUCAACGCAGAGGGAAUGCCUCAUGGGUGCUGGGUCAGCAGGGGCUGGGGGAGGGUACUUGGAUGUGGCAGGAGAGUUCAGAGGUGAAACAGGUGGAGUAGCACGUGGCGGUGUGGAUUUAGGAAUGGACAACGGCUACAUGUCUAUGUUGCCAGGGGUCACUCAACCUCCAGUGUCUCUGUCCCAGUCACCAGCUGUUUCCGUCCCAGACUCAGAUCCUAAACCUGCUGAUGACUACAUGGCCAUGACCCCAAACAGCAGCGUGUCCCCGCCACAGCAGAUCCGACAUCCACCCUCCUCAGAUGGCUAUAUGAUCAUGUCACCCAACAGUAGCUGCUCCCCUGAUCAACGUGGAGGUCUCUCUGGCGGUGCUUGGGUGGGCAGUGGUAGUGCAGACAGCAGAGCAGGAAGCGACUACAUGAACAUGUCCCCAAUCAGUACUCGAUCUGUGAAUGGGAGUCCUCCACCUUCAGAACACACCAGUCAAUCGGAGAACAGUUCACACGUCCCCAAGAUGGUGUACUCUUACUAUUCCCUUCCCCGGUCAUACAAACACAACCCUUCCGCCAGACAUUUUGACGAUGGACCAGGACGUGGCAGAAGGCCCAAUGGUGGUAUGGGAUGGGUUGGUGGGAGGACAUUAAGUGGGUGCCAAGAGCAACAAGUGGCGAACAAUUCAAUGGCAGGACGACACCUGUCCCUGUCUUCCUCGUCAUACUCGUCCAGCUCAGCCAGCAGUGAAAGCCUUGGAGAGUGCGAAGACAGAGCAGCAAGCAUCAUUGCUGGGGGGUCCAAAGAGGGGAACAAACUCCAGCAGAGACAAGUCUCUGGUGGGUUGCCAAAACACAGUACCCAUUCACGAAGCAGACCUGUGAGUCUUUUUGUUGACGUAUCCAAGGCUAACACCCUUCCCAGGGUCAGAGAGAAUCCGAUGCUCCCAGAACCUAAGAGCCCCGGGGAAUAUGUCAGUAUUGAGUUUAAGGGGGAGAACAGCAGCCAGGCUGGUGCUGGAGGGGGGCGCGGUAGGGGUCUAAGGCAUGGAUCAUCCAAGUCCCACGGAACAAGCAACCAGCAUCCCCAGCACAGGCCUGUGUCCUGCCUGGGGAACUUUAUUCCCUUAUCCCGCAGCCCCUCAGCCCCCAUUACUCCCCCGGCUCCUUCUGAGUAUGUCAACAUGGACCUGGGCCCUUCUCCUUCCCCUACACACCACACCCCACUGGUUUUCCCUCCGUUCCACACCCCUCCCACUCCUCCAACUCUUACUGUUACUCCCAAAGCCUCUGAUGAAGCAGGUCCUUGUGAAGAGGCAGCUGAAAUGGCUGAGGAACAUCUUAGGAAGAUCCGAGAGAUUGUUCCAGAGUCCGAGUCCCCCACAUCAUGCGGGGACUACACAGUGAUGGCCUUCAGCCUGAACAGCAACACAACUGCAGGGCCAUCAUCCAGCAUCUCUCCCAAAGCUCCUUCCCCGACAAGGACUGAACCCUGUGUUGCAACACGGGGUCUAGACUUUCCUUUAGCCAAAUCGGGGUCCAACCCGGACCACGGAGCUAAAGUUAUCCGUGCCGACCCCCAAGGACGCAGACGACACUGCUCUGAAAGCUUCCUCGCUUCACCGUCCCUCUCCACUUCUGGUUCCACGUCCUCUUCUUCCACGGCCUCGCUCUUCCCAGAACAAGCUGCACCCCGCCGUCAGGGCUUUGAAAGCACGCCAUGGCGCAACGGAUCUGUUCAGGAUAGCCUGAGUCAUUCACCCCUUCCUGGACAGCAGCAGUCCGUUGCCACCAACGCUCAGACGCCCACCACAGAGAAAGGCCUCAAUUACAUAGACUUGGACUUGGCCAACAAAGAGAGCACCCAUUUGGGCCUGGAUGGACCCCCAGGUAACCAGGCUUCUUCUCGCCUUUUCUCUGUCCUGGGUGCCGGCUCUGCCAUCGGAGGAGGAGGAGGGGGUGCGGCAGUUGGCAACGGUAGCAGUUCCAGCAUCAACACGUAUGCCAGCAUCGACUUCUACAAGUCGGAGGAGCUGCGGACACAACAGAACGGAAACAAGGAGGGGACAGAGUGCUGAUGUCAGAGACGUCCUUGGAGGAACGGUGCAGCAGCAAAGCUUCAAAGAUCUCAACUUGUUCCUUUGGUGUUUUUUUUUUUUUUUUUGCUUGGACAUGUCCCCUGGAGCACUUAGAGAUCAAGUGUGGAUUGAUCUUGGUGGUGGUGCAAACCAAGACGGACGUAUGCCAAUUGACAUUCUUGCUGCUUUCAUUCCGUGAGCGGGAGCCAAUCAGAGACGUGUAAAAAGAAGAAGGGAGGCGACUUUUUGUUCCCCCAAGAGGAAAAACCCAUCAAACUGAAAGAGUACUAUUUAGUGUAUGGAGAAGAGAUUACAGUAUGUAGAGCGGUGUAGCUGCAAAAAAGAAAAAAAGUGCCUCUUGCUGAUUUAGACACAGCUUUCCUUUCUUUUUGAGUACAUUUUGGGCUUUUUAAUUCCUUAAUAUGAUGUCUGCAGGCAUCAAUAACAGCGAGUAGCGCCACACACAAUCAUACUAUUUAUGGGAUUAAUGGGCAAGCAAAUGUUUAGCUCUCACAUCAUUUUUUUUUUUUAAACAACAGAUUGAAUGUUUAUCUCAGAACCACCGUUUGCAUUUCAAAACAGAUAGUAUAACUUAUCUUCUAAAGUCAAACAAAAGAAUACAGUCAAAAUGACACAGCUAUUUCACUGUUAGCAUGGCUGCUAGUAGCGUAUUGUUAUGACAUGUUUAUCCCAUUUUCUCUCCUUUAAUUUUCCUCAAAUGUUUUACACACAGCUUUCUUUUCCUUUGAAUACAUUUAGCGAUGUAUAAUUCCUUAAUUUGAUGGUGUUACAGAAAUGUUUGCAGGUAAUAGCAAUAACAGCGAAUAGUGCCGCAUACAAUCAUGUUAAUUUUGGAGUGAAUAGGCAACCAAAUAUUUACAACUCUUACAUCAGAUUUAAAUGUUAAAACAGACCAUUUCAAACCAGAAAGAUACGACCUUAUCUUCUAUAUUGACUCGUGGUUAUAAAAAAAAUAAAUAAAAACUAAUACCCUCAAUAUGACACAGCUAUUCAGCAGCUAGCAAGGCUGUUAGUGUUCCGCUAUUAUUAUGCCAUUUUCUCUCCUUCAUUUUCCCUCAAAUGUUUUCACUGUGUAUUUUUGCCAUAAAAUGAAGCCAUAUACCAAAAUGUAUUUGACAAAUAGUCUGAAAGCACUUGUAGCAGGAAGUGCCGUCGCUAGCUAGCUAGCUAGCUAACUAGCUCACUACAGACAGCUAGCUGUAUUAGCAUCAGAUGAACCAUCCUGCUCACUGCAGUUCAGGUUUAGCCAUUACAGUUGUGCCAUUAACACUAACGCUAUUAGUGUUAUGAGCUCACAUCAACUGUCUGUCAAUCAUUUUUCCUCUCAGGACAAUUAAUAAUGGAUGACACAUCAACGGUGUGAGUACCACUCUAAAGCUAACAGGUAGAAAAGUGAUUUUAAAAGAGGUAAGGAUUACGUGAAAAUACAAAUUUGGCUACUUUUUAUUAAAAAAAUUAAUUGACAAACUUAUUUUAUCCUAUUUUAAUAACCGCAUCAGCACUUAAGUGCCUGUCUGUAUGUUUUGUCUUUGUCUCUUUGACCUAUCGUAGGAGUCGGCACUAAUGGGGGUCAUCAUAGCCGUCUGUUUUUCUGUGUAUAUUUCUCUCUUUUGGAUGACGAUAAUUUCAGGUGACUUUAUGAAUCAGCCAUGGCCCCUAAUGAGAGGACAUUUUGGAUUCAAUUUUGCCGAACUUUGUUGUCAGAAGGGCCACCAGUGCCAAAACUCAUAAAAAAAAGACCCUUCAGCUCGCAACUAUGGAUGUUUUUCUUUGUUUUCAGUAUAACCUUGUGUGCCCCGCCCUUACAACCCAGUUGUUAUUUUUUUUUUGCAGUAUGGGGAAGAACUGUAGCAUAUCUCGCCUUGCUUAUGUGACGCUCUGAGGUAAGAUGUGUGAUGCUUUAACCACCAUGGCUUUGAUCGAGACCAGGCCAUCGACGACCAUGGUGGUUGCAAAUUGUCUUCAUGUGUAUGCCUGCGUGGCUGACAAGUUUACAAAUGAUCACAAAUUAGCGGCGUAGGUGAAUUGGGAUGUUAGCAGCGCAGCAGGUAAACACAUGAAAUGUUUGUAAUGAUGGCUGUAAAGAGUUCUCAGCGCACAGGUACUCAAAAAAAAAAAAAGUAAGCGCACAAAUGUAGUUAGCCAUCAUUUACAAAAGCACCAGGUUUGUUUCACAUCAAAUUGUUUGUCAAAUGUGCUCCAUUGUCUCUUUUUGUGGUACUGACUGAUGUAGACCAUGACAUGUGUUGCUUGACAAAUGGCAAAAAAAGUGACUAAAAGAAUACAAAGCCAAACAACC
Doryrhamphus excisus (bluestripe pipefish) is the source of this 6532-nucleotide messenger RNA. Its product is annotated as insulin receptor substrate 1-B. Gene Ontology annotation, molecular function: insulin receptor binding; phosphatidylinositol 3-kinase binding. Gene Ontology annotation, cellular component: plasma membrane; cytosol. Gene Ontology annotation, biological process: insulin receptor signaling pathway. NCBI's taxonomy places the organism in Eukaryota, Metazoa, Chordata, Actinopteri, Syngnathiformes, Syngnathidae. The record is from RefSeq and is a predicted model, not a curated record.